AUUUUAAAAAUAUUUUUUAAUUAUUUUAAUUAAAUGCAAAUAUAUUUUUUAUAUAACAUAAAAAAACAUUUUUAUCAUCAUUUGAUAACUUUGAGAACUGUAAAGCGAAUGAUAAUAAUGGUUGUGGAUUGCAAAAAAUCUAAUUUAUAUAAUCCGAUGUCUAGCCUUAAAAAAAACAAAAAUUGAAUGAAUAAAUCAUAUUUGAUUCACUUUUUUUUGUUUAUAAUAAUUAUAAUAUAAUUAUUAUAUUAUAUAAAUUAUAAUAUAAUAUAAUAAUUAUAAUAUAAGUACAAAAAAUUAUUGUCUCAGAUUCAAAUUUCCCGGUGUUAUAUAUGCUAUAGACGUAUACUUUUUUGCAAAUACGAAUAUUUUUAAAUUACAAAAAUCUUUAUAAGAAUUUUUAAUUUUAUUAAUAUAAAAAAUAUAUAGAUUAAAAUAUUCGAAUAAUAAGUAUAUAAACAAUAAAUUAAUAAAAAUAAUAAAUAUAUAAUCUUUUCAUUAUUAGAUACUUAUAUAUUAAAUCUAUACUUUAUCUUGUUUAUGGUUAUUUACUAUAUAUCGAAGUUUUUACCGGUUAAAAUCAGCUGUAAACAGUGUUACAUGAAUUCUUACAGCAGUUUUAGCAAUGUUAAUCGCAUGCAGAAUUUUUAUCAAUAUAAUGAGCACAUGGAAAUUACUCCAGCGUCGAUGUUACGAUCUUUUAUCAUAUAAAUAUUCUUUACUGGUGAUAUUAACGGCGUUCACUUGUAUAUUUAUUGGUAUUGUUCAUUUCGGAGAGAUGUGGAUAACUUGGAGCAAAGAAAAAUAUGAAGCAGUAUUUUAUUCUUUUAAUGAUAAUAUAUUAGGUAUUUCUUUUCAAAAAAAGCUAUGUCAACAUGUUCCAAUAGAUGUUGUAUAUACAUGGGUCAAUGGCUCUGAUCCAGUUUUUUUAAAAAGUUUGAAAGAACAUGUUCCUAUUACUGAUAUUAAUACAGCUGCUUCCAGAUUUAAUGAUAAAGAUGAAUUAAGAUAUUCAUUACGUUCACUGGAAAAAUAUGCACCUUGGGUAAGACAUGUGUAUAUUGUUACAAAUGGUCAAAUACCAAGUUGGUUAGAUAUGGAUAAUCCUAAAGUUACACUUGUUACUCAUGAAGAUAUAUUUAUAAAUAAAAGUGAUCUUCCAACGUUUUCUAGUCCAGCUAUUGAAAGUAAUAUUCAUAGAAUUCCUGGAAUUUCAGAUAAAUUUUUAUAUUUUAAUGAUGAUGUUAUGUUAGGGGCACAAGUAUGGCCAGAAGAUUUUAUUACCCAAGCAAAUGGUCAAAAAAUAUAUCUUGCAUGGUGGGUUCCUGAUUGUUCGGAUGUUUGUCCUUGGGCUUGGGUGGGUGAUGGAUCAUGUGAUCCUGCUUGUAAUACAACAUUAUGUGAAUUUGAUGGAGGAGAUUGUGAUAGCACACCAGUUCCUACUGACAGUGAAACUCUUGAAGAAGAAGGAGAUUAUUCACACAAACUUUUACAAGAUUCAUUAGAUGAUAAUAACUAUGGUUUUAAAUUUCUAAAUUUAUUAAGAAACAGAAAUAUAAGUACUAUGUGGAAUGAUACAGAAACAUUUAUUCAACAACCAUCACCAUCAAAUAUGACUACAAGCUUAAAGCUAAAUAUAAAUAAAUCUCAUAAUUUUAAAAAUAAUUAUAUAAGUUCCAUUGAGAAAUAUUUUAAUGAACAAUCGAUUCAAAAUGAUCAAAUUAUAUCUACUCAGAAAUCAAUGCUAUCAAAAAUUAUGAAUAAAGUAAAAUUUCAAACAUCAAAUAUAACUAAAAGACAUUUACUACUGAAACAUUAUUUAAAUGAUGAUAUCAUAAAUUUGCCACAAGUUAAUAGUACCAUAAAAAUCAAUCAUAAAUUACAUCAUUCUGAUCAAUGGAAACUUAGAACGAGACAACUUGAUACAUAUGCUGAAUCUUUGCUGUAUGUGAAUAGAAUAUAUAAUAUGGCAUAUGGAUUCGAACGUAGAAGAGUACCCGCUCAUAUGCCUCAUCUGAUAGAUAAAUGGAUUGUUGCUGAUAUGCAAAAGAAAUUCAAACAUGAAUUUAAAAGAACAUCUAAUCAUAAAGUUAGAAGCUCGGAGGACAUGCAAUUUGCUUUUUCAUAUUUUUAUUUUUUAAUGAGUGAAAAACGGAAUGUACCAAUUGAAGAAAUAUUUGAUAUGUUUGACACCGAUAAAUCAGGCACUUGGUCAGACAGAGAAAUUAGGACUCUUCUAUCUAGACUUUAUCCACUUCCUCUUGAUUAUAGUUUAGUUAUUGAUUUUGAAAAUGCAAUAACAAAUUGUUCAAAUCAUAUGAAAAUUACUAAAAUACUAAAUGUACCACCAGGAGAAAGAUAUUUGGAUUCAUCACUUCCAAUUGUAACUAAGGAAUUGAUAUUAAAAUGCGAAUUAGUUUCAAGAAAAGUUAAAGCCAAAUUUGGUGAAGAAAAACUUUAUCAACAUGAGAUAAUUAAAGCAGGAAAAAAUGAAAUAUUUGAAAUGUUAACGAGCAAUGUAUCUUUAACAGUACAACUUUUGGACGAGAUACGUAGGGAUCCCAAAAAAUUUAUUUGUCUAAAUGAUGAUAUGGAUCCUCUUCGACAUGCUGAAAAUGAAGUAGUUCGGGCAUUAUUGAACGAUUUUUAUCGCUCUCUCUAUCCAUUACGUAGUACUUUUGAAUUACCAUUACAAUAUCGAAAUCUUUUUACUCAUCGACAUAAACUCCUUGAAUGGAGAGCAAAUCGAACAAGGACCAGAAAUUUAUUAUUAUGUCUUAUUCUUUUAUUGCUUAUUACCACGUUCUAUCACUUUUUUUAUCAUCAAGUACGAAGAUUAUUCAGAAUACGAGCUCUGCCCAUUUUACUCGUUUAAAACUAAGCAAAUUCAAAAAUGAGAAAAACGAUUUAAAAUAUAUUGAUAUCUUCUAAAUUUUUUUAUUGGAAUUGUGCAUAUUUAUAUAGAUAAUUUUUUCAUAAAAUUUAUACUAUUUUAACAAAUAAUUUUUAUAUUUUAUUACGUAUUUUAUUCGUUAAUCCAUCCACAAUUUAAAACUAAUAUUUAACAAAACAAAAUGGAAAUUGUUUAUUUUAAAAGAUUUAUUUAAUAAAAAAUAUAAUUGAUUAAGAAUUUAUAUAUUAUAUAUUUUAUAAGAUAAAAUGAUAUACGAACAAAUAAAUAUUUAAAUAUCAUUUUUAAAUUAAAUAAAACGUUCCUGUAUAUAUAUAUAUAUAUAUAUAUAUAUAUAUAUAUAUAUAUACACAUAUAAAAUAUAAACAAAAGAGUACUAUGUAUAUAUUAUACUUUGCUCUUUUCUUUUAACUUUCAUAUAAUAAGCUUUACAUAAUUCAAACUAAUUAUAAAUAUUUGUUGAAAAUAAAUUAAUUAAUAUUUUUUUGUAUAAAAUAACGAAUUGUAUCGAUUAAUGCAUUAAAAUUAAUAACAUCAAAUUAUGCAUAUGCAAAUUUUAUAUGAAAUAUUUUUUUUAAAAAAGUAAUUCUCGAAUUACUUUGUAUCUUAUCGUACUACAUAUCGAUAAAGUAAUGAAUAUUAUCAUUUUAUUUCAAAAUUUGUAUUUAUUUUAUUUUUAAAAUAAAAUCUGUAAAUAACAUAAUUUAAAUAAAAUUGUAUUUUGUAUUGCCUAAACAUUAUUUACAUCCAUUUUUAGAAAAAUUAUUCGUUAAUUUUUCUAUAAUUAUAAUAUUUUUUAUUUUGUAAUACGAAAAAUUUGUUGAAAAUAUGUUAUAUCAAUUCAAUUGUAUUUUAAUGAUUAAUUUAAAAAAAUUCGUGAAAAAAUAUUAUAAAAUUUCGAAUUAGAUUUAUCAUUUUUAUUUUAAUAUCAAUAUCAUUAUUGCAUCAAUGCUAAAGAAAAUAUAAAUUUAAAUGAGCAAUAUUAUAAUAAAAAUAUAAUAAAAAAAAAUAUUAUAGUUACAUAUUUGUUCUAUAUAUAUAUAUAUAUAGAAUUAAAUGAUUUUUACAUAAGUACAUUUUAUUAUUAAUGGUUAUUAAUAUUACAAUUGUAAAAACUAAAAUUAUGUUUUAAUAUGAUGAUAAAUUAAACAAAAUAAUAUAAAAAAAAUAAAUAUAUUUCCUAUUCUUCUAUAUUUUUCUACUUUUCUAACAUUCAAUAUUUAUUGAUAAAAAAAUGAAUAUGUAAGAAUAUUCAUUCAAACUAAAAUAUCUUUUAAUCCAAUAAUUAUUAAAAUUAAAAUAUAAACUAAUUUUUAUUUUAAAUAAAGUUGCUUUUAAAAUAAGAUGUGUUUAUAAUCAUUAUAUUGUGCUCUAUGUUUAAUAUUUAAAAACUUUUGCAAAUUCAUAUUAAUUGUUGUUAAUUCAUAUUAAUUCAUAUUGCAUUUUAUUACGAGUCCGAUGUCUGUUGUCUAUCUAAAGGGGGACAAUUCAUAUGCCGAAGAUUUCGCGGGCCAACCAUACCUUCCUGUACUUUUGCGCAUUCACUCAACCAUAUUGCAACGCUAGCUACUUCUUCAGCUGAUAGCCGAGGUCCAAUA
Molecule: messenger RNA, 4509 nt
Organism: Apis cerana (Asiatic honeybee)
Lineage: Eukaryota; Metazoa; Arthropoda; Insecta; Hymenoptera; Apidae
Gene: Gnptab
Product: N-acetylglucosamine-1-phosphate transferase subunits alpha and beta
Biological process (GO): N-glycan processing to lysosome; carbohydrate phosphorylation
Cellular component (GO): Golgi apparatus
Molecular function (GO): UDP-N-acetylglucosamine-lysosomal-enzyme N-acetylglucosaminephosphotransferase activity; calcium ion binding
Source: RefSeq, a predicted model, not a curated record